Cicer arietinum (chickpea) is the source of this 1882-nucleotide messenger RNA. RefSeq names its product organic cation/carnitine transporter 4. Gene Ontology annotation, cellular component: membrane. Lineage: Eukaryota; Viridiplantae; Streptophyta; Magnoliopsida; Fabales; Fabaceae. Gene Ontology annotation, molecular function: transmembrane transporter activity. The record is from RefSeq and is a predicted model, not a curated record. Gene Ontology annotation, biological process: transmembrane transport.
AGAGAGAGAGAGAGAGAGAGAGAGAGAGAGAGAGAGAGAGAGAGAGAGAGAGAGAGAGAGAGAGAGAGAACACAAACAAACAGUACCCUGAUGGCAGCCUCACUUUCCGACGACCUCCGUCUACCAAUCCUACCACCACCGCAGUCGAAAAAUAAAACGGAAAAUGAAAAGAUCUGCAUAGACGAGAUGCUUCAGAAGUACUGCGGAGAGUUCGGAAAGUGGCAGUUGAAACACUUCAUUCUGACGAGUCUAGCUUGGGCACUGGAAGCUUUUCAUACUAUGGUUAUGAUUUUUGCUGAUCGGGAACCUGAUUGGAGGUGCGUUACCGGUGAUUGCGACGGCGGAGGAAGUGUUUGUGGUUUGAAAAGGGAGACGUGGGAGUGGAUUGGUGGGAGCGGUGCUUCAACCGUUUCUGAUUGGAGUUUGAUUUGUGGUGAUAAGUUUAAAGUUGGACUUGUUCAAUCUGUUUUCUUUGCUGGCUGUAUGAUUGGAGCUGGAGUAUUUGGUCACCUCUCUGACUCAUCUCUAGGAAGAAAAGGUUCUCUAACAGUUGUUUGCGCCCUAAACGCCAUAUUUGGCUGCCUAACAGCAUUUUCCCCUAACUAUUGGAUCUAUGUCUUCCUCCGCCUCCUCACCGGUUUCAGCAGCGGAGGUGUUGGCCUCUGCGCCUUCGUUCUCGCCACUGAGCCCAUUGGCCCAUCAAAGCGAGGUACAUCAGGAAUGUCCACCUUUUACUUCUUCUCCGGCGGCAUUGCAAUUCUCUCUGGCAUCGCCUAUACCUUCCAAACAUGGCGUCUACUCUACAUCGCCACCUCCAUCCCCUCCCUUUUGUACAUAGCCCUAGUCCUUCCAUUCGUUUCUGAGUCUCCAAGAUGGUACCUCGUUCGAGGUAGAGUUAAGGAAGCCACUAUGCUCAUGUCCACCAUUGCUUCUUUCAAUGGCAAACACCUUCCUGAAGGUGUUCACCUUGCAAUCGAUGAAGAAGUAUCAAAAUCAAAAGCAACAAAUGAUCAUGAAUUCUCAUCCAUAGUUGAAAACAAGGAUGCUCAAAUUGGAUCUAUUUUGGAUGUUAUACGCUAUCCAGUUACGCGUAUUAGGUUAAUUCUUGCGGUAGCUCUUAACUUCUUAGGCUCUGUUGUGUACUAUGGUCUAAGCUUAAAUGUGGCAAACCUCGAAACCAAUCUUUACAUGAACGUGCUUCUAAAUGCGGUGGCAGAGAUGCCAGCGUUCACGAUAACUGCGGUGUUGUUGGAUAGGUUUGGGAGGAAGCCAUUGACAAUUGGGACAAUGUGGUUUAGUGGAUUCUUUUGCUUGAUGGGGAGUAUGAUGGGUGGUAUGGGGGUGUGGAAAGUAAUUAAAAUGGUGUGUGGUGUUUUGGGAAUAUUUGGGAUGGCGGGGACUUAUAACUUGUUGUUCAUUUACACGGCAGAGCUAUUUCCUACGGUGGUGAGAAAUGUGGCGCUUGGGAGUACGACACAAGCGGCGCAAAUGGGGGCGAUAUUGGCGCCAUUUGUGGUGGUUUUGGGUGGUUGGUUGCCGUUUGGGGUGUUUGCAGUUUGUGGGAUAGUAGGUGGGAUGUUUGCAUUUAAUUUGCCGGAGACAAUGAAUAUGCCUCUUUAUGAUACAUUCAAUGGAUUGGAGGCUGGACUUGCAUGAUGGAAUUGCUUAGCUGCUUGUAUACAUGUUUGGAUAUGAAUUAUAAUGAAGGUGUUGCUAAGUCUUUUGAGUUAGACAUCGAUUGCAAAUCAUUGGAUUCACUAGCCUUGUUAUAAAUGUUGUACUUUUCUUCUCUCGGGUAUCUUCAGUGUCCUUUUCACACUUUCUUUUCAUUUUCGCUGACUUCUAAGCUGGAUUAGUGGAUUAAUAUUUUUAAAUUAACAUA